AUGGGAUUGUGGGAGGCUUUUCUGAAUUGGUUACGCAGCCUUUUCUUCAAGCAGGAAAUGGAGUUAUCUCUUAUAGGACUUCAGAAUGCUGGAAAAACUUCCCUUGUAAAUGUUGUUGCUACCGGUGGAUACAGCGAGGACAUGAUCCCUACAGUGGGAUUCAAUAUGAGGAAAGUAACAAAAGGCAAUGUUACAAUCAAGUUAUGGGAUCUUGGAGGGCAACCUAGGUUCCGUAGCAUGUGGGAACGUUACUGCCGUGCAGUCUCUGCUAUUGUUUACGUCGUUGAUGCUGCUGAUCCAGAUAACCUUAGCAUAUCAAGAAGUGAACUUCAUGAUUUGCUGAGCAAACCAUCAUUGAGUGGUAUCCCUCUAUUGGUGUUGGGGAACAAGAUUGACAAGGCAGGAGCGCUGUCUAAACAAGCUUUGACUGACCAAAUGGAUCUGAAAUCCAUUACUGAUAGAGAAGUUUGCUGUUUCAUGAUCUCUUGCAAAAAUUCCACCAACAUUGAUUCUGUUAUAGACUGGCUUGUGAAGCAUUCCAAAUCAAAGAGCUGA
Molecule: messenger RNA, 555 nt
Organism: Vicia faba (fava bean)
Lineage: Eukaryota; Viridiplantae; Streptophyta; Magnoliopsida; Fabales; Fabaceae
Source: the annotation of a GenBank genome assembly